AUGCAGAGGCUGUUAGCAGCGACGUCCCUCUCUUCUUCCUCUCCGUUCAGAGGACAGAGCCGGCGAGCUCGCUUCUUCUCGUCCCUCCUCUUCGACGACACCCAUCUCCAGUUCAAAGAGAGCGUAUCGCAAUUCGCAAGCGAACAUAUCGCCCCUCAUGCUGCGAAGAUUGACCACUCAAAUUCUUUCCCGAAGGAGGUGAACUUGUGGAAGCUCAUGGGAGACUUUAACCUCCAUGGGAUUACAGCGCCAGAGGAGUACGGGGGACUUGGUCUCGGGUAUUUGUAUCACUGUAUAGCCAUGGAAGAAAUUAGCCGUGCUUCGGGGUCGGUUGGCCUCUCCUAUGGAGCUCAUUCUAACUUGUGCAUUAAUCAAUUGGCGAGGAAUGGAAGUCCUGCUCAGAAACAGAAGUACCUGCCAAAGCUUAUCAGCGGUGAACAUGUUGGAGCUCUUGCAAUGAGUGAACCCAAUGCUGGCUCAGAUGUUGUCAGUAUGAAAUGCAAAGCUGAUCGUGUGGAUGGAGGCUAUAUUAUCAAUGGAAAUAAGAUGUGGUGCACAAAUGGUCCUGUUGCUCAGACGCUGGUUGUGUAUGCCAAAACAGACAUUGCAGCUGGAUCAAAAGGCAUUACAGCUUUUAUCAUCGAGAAGGGGAUGCCUGGGUUUAGCACAGCCCAGAAAUUGGACAAGCUUGGGAUGCGUGGAAGCGACACGUGUGAACUUGUAUUUGAGAAUUGCUUUGUUCCAGAAGAAAACAUUCUUGGGCAGGAAGGAAAAGGUGUAUAUGUUAUGAUGUCCGGUCUAGAUCUGGAGAGGCUUGUUUUGGCAGCAGGACCUCUAGGCAUAAUGCAGGCAUGUCUUGAUGUUGUUCUUCCUUAUGUCAGACAGCGAGAGCAGUUUGGCCGUCCAAUCGGGGAAUUUCAGUUUAUACAGGGAAAAAUGGCUGAUAUGUAUACUUCUUUGCAAUCUUCAAGGUCUUAUGUAUAUUCUGUGGCGACAAGCUGUGACAGUGGAAAAAUUGAUCCCAAGGAUUGUGCUGGAGUUAUACUUUGCGCUGCCGAAAGAGCCACACAAGUUGCUUUGCAGGCAAUACAAUGUCUAGGUGGUAAUGGGUAUGUAAAUGAGUACACGACUGGCCGUCUACUUCGAGAUGCCAAAUUGUAUGAGAUUGGCGCAGGGACUAGCGAGAUUAGAAGAAUAAUCAUUGGCCGCGAGCUCUUCAAGGAACAAUGAGGAAAAUGUUAUGUUCCGAUUUUUUUUCCCUGGGUUGGUGGAGGCUGGGGGAACGUUCUCCCCUCCCAUUUGAAGUUACACCUCUCUCUCAAAGGAAAAGCUUGCCUUGAUGUUUAUCAUCGUUGUGGACGGGCUUAUCGAUUGUUAAUAAAUGGUAUUUUUCAAGAAUAACAGUUGAUUCACCAA
Eucalyptus grandis is the source of this 1416-nucleotide messenger RNA. Its product is annotated as isovaleryl-CoA dehydrogenase, mitochondrial. Gene Ontology annotation, cellular component: mitochondrion. Lineage: Eukaryota; Viridiplantae; Streptophyta; Magnoliopsida; Myrtales; Myrtaceae. The transcript is spliced from 15 exons. Gene Ontology annotation, molecular function: flavin adenine dinucleotide binding; 3-methylbutanoyl-CoA dehydrogenase activity. Gene Ontology annotation, biological process: L-leucine catabolic process. The record is from RefSeq and is a predicted model, not a curated record. The coding region runs from base 1 to 1230 and encodes 409 amino acids.